GAAGAAGCCGGCGUAAACAAAAGAUUGAAACUUAAUAAAUUUCUUGAUAUCAUUUAAAAUAUGAAAGAAAAGGAUCUGAAACGGGCUUAUAAUAAUGUUCUGGCACAGACAAUAUCCACCUCUCAUCAAUACCUAUUUGCGGGUAAUCUGUUUGGAGAUAUUUUUGUACUAAGGAUUAAAGAACUGGAUAAGGGUUCCGAGGAGCCUCCUGGCAAACUGAAGAUCUUUCCACAGGGAAGCGAUGUGGACAUCAACUAUCUGGCUUUCCAUCGUGAUUUUCUGAUUGUGGGUGCAGUGGGUCUGAUUUACGGAUUGUCAUGGAACGAGGAGGAGGAAUCUUUGGCCACGAAACGCUCCUGGGAGGUGAAGAUACCCAUGCAAGUUGACGCCGUCGAAGUGCCCGAUGUAAACUCUAUGUGGCUGGAUGCGGAGAACAGCACACUUUACGCCGGCUGUGGCGAUGGGGUCAUCUACCAAGUGAGUUUGGAAGAUGGUCGCAUUCAGCGGGAUUACCGAGGUCACACAGACUACGUGCACAGUGUGGUGGGCAACUCCAGCGGUCAGAUCUUCUCCGGCGCCGAAGAUGGCACAGUGCGGGUGUGGAGUACUAAGCAGCAGGAACAAACCGCAAUGUUAGAGCCGUACAAGAACCCAAAUCUUUUGCGACCCGAUUGGGGCAAGUGGAUAGGAGCUGUGGCUGUCAACGAGGAUUGGCUACUUUGCGGCGGUGGACCCAAGGCGUCCAUUUACCACUUGCGCUCCUUGGAGUGCACUCGGGUCUUUGAUUUCCCGGGACGCGUGCAUCUCUGCGACUUUGUGGAUGACUGCGUGUUGAUCGGUGGAGAGCACAAUCAUGUGCAAUCCUAUACUCUAAAUGGAGCCCUGCAAGCCAAUAUUCCCGUGGAGCACACCGCCUGCUACUCCGCCGUUUGGCAAACCUCCCCGAUUAAACUCAUGUCAAUCGCUGGCUUUAGCAACAAACUGCAUAUCCUUAAGGACUUUCGGUUCCUGGACAGCAAGCUUGAGUUGUACGGCAAUGUGGAAGGAGAAGAAAUAAACUCGGAGGAUGACGAAGAACUGAUUGAGGAGCCCUUGACCGUUGAAGCUACCUGAAGGGAAACUGAUCAUAUUGCUCGUUCGUGCAACCAUUUUGUGUUAUUCGAAGCACUUGGUAUUGCUCGCUGU
Molecule: messenger RNA, 1185 nt
Organism: Drosophila ficusphila
Lineage: Eukaryota; Metazoa; Arthropoda; Insecta; Diptera; Drosophilidae
Gene: thoc6
Product: THO complex subunit 6
Exons: 3
Coding region: 61-1113 (350 amino acids)
Biological process (GO): mRNA export from nucleus
Cellular component (GO): transcription export complex; THO complex
Molecular function (GO): protein binding
Source: RefSeq, a predicted model, not a curated record